This is a messenger RNA of Arabidopsis lyrata subsp. lyrata, 1319 nucleotides long. RefSeq lists its product as uncharacterized. The record is from RefSeq and is a predicted model, not a curated record. NCBI's taxonomy places the organism in Eukaryota, Viridiplantae, Streptophyta, Magnoliopsida, Brassicales, Brassicaceae. The transcript has 2 exons. Bases 20 to 1000 code for a protein of 326 amino acids.
UGGCCAACUGGUUCAUCAGAUGCUCUGUAGACAGUUGCAUACAACCAAUCCUUCGGAAAUGUGGUUUGUUUUUGGUGGUCAGCCGUUGCGAUUUUCGCUAAAGGAAUUUCAUGAUGCCACUGGGUUGUCUUGUUGUGAUUUCCCUCCGCAGUCAGAACUCGAGGCUGCAACAACUCAUGCUGAUGGUUCUUCACCUUACUGGUAUCAAUUAAUUGGAGGUACUCCUGGUGCUGUCACAGUUAAGGAACUUCUUGCCCGCCUUAAACGGGAGCCUACUAUGCCCAGUUGGCGUAAAUUCAGGCUUUGUCUGGUUGUUAUUGUAGAAGGUAUUAUACUUUGUCGCUCUCAACCAGUUAAAGCAUCUGUUGAAGUUGUUGAAAUGGUGAAAGACAUUGCAUUCUUUCUUAAAUAUCCUUGGGGAAGACACUCCUUUCACCGAAUUCUGCGCACUGCCAAAGUUGGUUCAUAUAUACUCGACACUGCCUCCCUUGUGGCCAAGCUUAGACAAUCCUCUGUUGCAAUACAUGGUUUUCCUCUUGCAAUUCAGCUGUUUGCUUUCAAGUAUGUCCCGUUGCUUCUUAAGUACUUGCCUCAUGCUGAAGAAGAGUUUAAUUUCCUUGACCAAGUCAUUCCUCGUCUUCCUAAGUGCAAGUCAUACCAUUCUUCAAACAUUCUGCAUGUAGAAUAUUCACGACAUCUGCUUGUUUUGCCUCCACCGCCAGCUGAUGCUACCUUUCUCGCGUCUCCGCAUUGUGACCCAAAGGUUAAACAGUUAGAGGGCCUUAUUGCAUCAUCUUUUAACUUUGAUAAAUCUAUUUGGCCUGGUGGUGAUAGCUCUCUGCCAUCCCUAAGAUGUUCCCGAAAACGUAAAUGCAACCAUUGCCAGUCUGAUAGCUCAAGUUCUGCUGAAGAGACAGAUGUCAAAAAGGUUAAGCGGGGUCUGCGGUCUCGUUCUAAGUUGAAGGUUAAACGCUCUCAGACACUGCAUCCAAAAAAUUAAAAAACUUUGAAAGUAUCUCUUCUUGCUGAAGUUCGCGACCUUAUUGACAACACUCUCCCUGAUAAUACAGUUGCCUCAGCGACUGUUAAUGUUACUUCUCCUGUUAAUCGUGCAUGUUCUUUGCCUCGGCGUGUCACACGAUCUCGUUCUAGUGCCAUGUCUGUCGAAUCAGUUGCCAACUGUUCUACAGCACCGAAAAAAGGCUCUGAUCCUUCUGCUAACCUCUCAGCUUCAGGUCAUACUGUAACUGACUCAGCCCAUGCCGUGGUCUCUUCUCCCAUCAUAACUCGCUCUUUAUCAACUGUUUCCUCUCAAGGUU